AUGGCAUCCCUGAAGCUCACCGCUGCGCUCGCCGUUGUCGCCGUCUGCGCCGCGCUGGCGGCCACGCCGGCGACGGCCUACCCGCCCGAGAGCUGCGGCACGCAGAACAGCUACUUCAUCAACUGCCUCCGCCGCGGGUUCGGCGAGAGGUGCUGCGCGAUGGUGGAGACCCCCAGGUGCUUCUGCCAGGUGGAGCGGGAGGCGGAGAUCCACUGCGUUCCCGGCCGGAGCUGCCCCAGCCGUGGCUUCGCCAAGGUCGUCAAGGUCGCCGAGAUGCACCUCCGCUGCAUGAAGAACCUCAAGUGCAAGCGUGCCUAAGCUAGCUGUUUUCGUUUGUUUUCUCUCUCUGCCUCCUCUCGCGAUGUGCUUUGUCAUUUUGGUUUGUUUUGUUUUGAUGAGUCUGAGAUGGUUGUGCUACACUCUUUGCAUCCUCUCAAUCCGUUCCAUCUUAGGACAGGGUGA
Messenger RNA from Lolium rigidum, 462 nucleotides. RefSeq lists its product as uncharacterized. The record is from RefSeq and is a predicted model, not a curated record. Bases 1 to 318 code for a protein of 105 amino acids. The transcript has a single exon. NCBI's taxonomy places the organism in Eukaryota, Viridiplantae, Streptophyta, Magnoliopsida, Poales, Poaceae.